AUGCAUCUCAACGACAUCCCCCGUUUUACCUACACCACCUCCGCCUGUCCAGACCCCGUCCUAUCCUCCUCCACCUGGACCGACAUCCUCACCCCCGAGUUUCUCGCGCAGCAGGGGGCCCAGAAGACCCCCGACUCGCCCACCUGGUGGCUCGACGUCCGCGACGCCACAGAGCAAGACGUCGAGGUCCUCUCGCAGGCCCUGAACAUCCACCCCCUGACGGCCGAGGACAUCGCCACGCGCGAGACCCGCGAGAAGGUGGAGGUGUUCCGGAACUACUACCUGAUUUCGUUCCAGACGCUGGUGACCUUCCUGGACGAGGAGAAGCACGAGCCCGGCGAGAAGGUCCCGCCCAUCACGUCCAAAACGCCCGCCUCCGCCGUCUUCUUCAUCCUGGUGUUUAACACCGGCACGGUCACUUUCUCGCCCAGUGGAUGCAGCCACGUCACCAGGGUGAGGGAUCGUUUGCGGAGACUCCACGAUGAGACUAUCUUGUCGAGUGAUUGGAUUUGUUAUGCGUUGAUCGACGACAUCGUCGACUCCUUCGAACCCUACCGCCAAUCCGCAGAGCUCGAAUCUGAAUCCAUCGAAGACUCCGUCUUUAUCGCGCGCUUCGACGACGUGAAAUCACUAAUCCCCCGCAUCGACAACCUGCGCAAACGCAUCACGCACCUAAUCCGCUGCCUGACGGGCAAACUAGACGUGCUGAACGGCUUCGUCAAACGGUGCCAGGCCAAAGACAAGAACCCCGUCUUCCCCGACGGCGACUUCAUCCUGUACCUGGGCGACGUGCAGGACCAUCUCGUAACGACGCUGCAGAGUCUGACGCACUUCGAUGAGAUCGUGAGUCGAUCGCAGUCGAACUGUCUGGCGCAGCUGAGUGCGAAUAACCUGAGGCUGAGUUUGAAUAUUAAUUCGGUGUUGAGUAAGGUUACCGUUCUGGCGACGAUCUUUGUGCCGAUGCAUUUGGUCACGGGCCUGUUUGGGAUGAACGUGGAGGUCCCCGGGCAGGAGGUGCAUGGGCUGGGGUGGUUCUUUGGGAUUGUGGGCGGUUUUGUGGCGUUUAUGACGAUUGCUUGUUUGGGGGCUUGGAGGUAUAAGUUGCUUUGA
Molecule: messenger RNA, 1110 nt
Organism: Aspergillus steynii IBT 23096
Lineage: Eukaryota; Fungi; Ascomycota; Eurotiomycetes; Eurotiales; Aspergillaceae
Product: magnesium transporter CorA family protein
Exons: 3
Coding region: 1-1110 (369 amino acids)
Biological process (GO): magnesium ion transmembrane transport; intracellular magnesium ion homeostasis
Cellular component (GO): plasma membrane
Molecular function (GO): magnesium ion transmembrane transporter activity
Source: RefSeq, a predicted model, not a curated record